Messenger RNA from Adineta steineri, 264 nucleotides. NCBI's taxonomy places the organism in Eukaryota, Metazoa, Rotifera, Eurotatoria, Adinetida, Adinetidae. The record is from the annotation of a GenBank genome assembly.
AUGACAACGUUAGUAGGUACAUUAUCGACUGUUGAAUUAUCAACGGUUACUCAUCAUCGCACAUCAUCACACAAUUAUAAUGUGAAUCUCGAAGAAAACAAACAAUUAAUUGAACAAUUAUCUGAACCAUACAAAUUAGUUGAUUCGAUUCAGAACAAUGAGCAGCUAGGUGAUGAAAAACGAGAAGAUGAAAAUAAUGAAUUAGAGGCUCAAAAAUAUUAUGAUCGUGCUUUUAGAUUUUGUACAUUAGCAAGAACGCUUUAG